AUGUAUGCCAUGAUUAGCACUAGACCAGAAAUAGCUUAUGCUGUUAGAAAGCUUAGUAGGUAUACUACCAAUCCAGGUGCAAGUCAUUGGCAAACAAUAAAUUCAGUAUUUAGGUACUUGAAAGGAACCAUGAAAUAUGGUUUGACUUAUACUGGAUUUCCUUCGGUUUUAGAAGGUUAUUCGGAUGCAAGCUGGAUUAACAACAAGGAAGUUCAUUCUUCCACAAGUGGAUGGACUUUCCUUCUUGGAGGAGGUCCCAUAUCUUCGGCAUCUAAGAAACAGACUUGCAUAAAUGAUUCGACAAUGGAGUCUGAGUUUAUAGCAUUAGCCGUAGCUGGCAAAGAAGCUCAGUAG
This is a messenger RNA of Helianthus annuus (common sunflower), 354 nucleotides long. Its product is annotated as secreted RxLR effector protein 161-like. The coding region runs from base 1 to 354 and encodes 117 amino acids. The transcript has a single exon. The record is from RefSeq and is a predicted model, not a curated record. Lineage: Eukaryota; Viridiplantae; Streptophyta; Magnoliopsida; Asterales; Asteraceae.